Punica granatum (pomegranate) is the source of this 3363-nucleotide messenger RNA. The record is from RefSeq and is a predicted model, not a curated record. Lineage: Eukaryota; Viridiplantae; Streptophyta; Magnoliopsida; Myrtales; Lythraceae.
ACGCUAGUCUAAUUCCUUCCCUUAUACUUUGUCUCUUCAAACUCUUCCGAGAAAAUUCGAACUCCAUUUUUCUCUUCUUCCUCGGCAGCCAGACGGACGGUUUCUCCCGCGCGCGUCCUUCUUCCCCUCCUCUGCUCAAUGCAGUAACAGCCGGCCGCCCUCGAGUUCACCCAUGGCCACUGCCUUCGGGAGCAAUUACAGGAAUGGAGCUCCCCGGAGCUCGCCCAGGGUAGUCGACAGCAGCGGCAGGCCCCUCUCCGUGAAUCACAACCCCAAAUCCUCUCUCAAGUCCAAGCCCUCCGGCAUUAGGAAGAGCAGCCCUGCCUCGCUUGGUGGCGGGUCUGCCGGAGCUGCAAAGGACGACGGUGGAGUUCCUGGAAGAGUUCGAGUAGCUGUGAGAUUACGACCUCGUAAUGCUGAGGAACUGGUGGAAGAUGCUGAUUUUGGAGAUUGUGUGGAGUUACAGCCUGAGUUAAAACGGUUGAAACUUCGGAAGAAUAACUGGGACACAGAUACCUAUGAGUUUGAUGAAGUCUUCACUGAUUCUGCUUCCCAAAAGCGUGUAUAUGAAGUUGUGGCAAAGCCCGUCAUUGAGAGUGUUCUGGAGGGUUACAAUGGAACUGUUAUGGCAUAUGGGCAGACUGGUACAGGUAAAACCUACACUCUUGGAAACCUAGGAGAGGAGGACACAGCAGCUCGAGGGAUUAUGGUGCGUGCUAUGGAGGAUAUAUUAGCUGAUGUCUCACCUGAGUCUGACUCUAUAUGUGUCUCCUAUCUUCAGCUCUAUAUGGAGACCUUACAGGACCUUCUAGAUCCUUCUAAUAAUAAUAUCUCUAUAGUGGAAGACCCCAAAACUGGAGAUGUUUCAGUACUGGGAGCAAUCUCCGUUGAAAUAAGGGACCAGCAGAGUUUUCUGGAACUUCUAAGGUUAGGGGAAGCCCAUCGUUUUGCUGCAAAUACAAAGUUGAAUACUGAAUCUUCUCGUAGCCAUGCAAUUUUAAUGGCACAUGUAAGACGAUCUAUCAAGGAUUCAGUUCUUUCAAGUGUAAAUGGCAGCAACUCUCAUGUUUCUAAAGCUCUAAAACCUCCAAUUGUUCGGAAAGGGAAGCUUGUGGUGGUGGAUCUUGCAGGUUCAGAGCGAAUAGACAAGUCAGGAAGUGAGGGACACACACUUGAGGAAGCCAAAUCUAUCAACCUUUCAUUGAGUGCAUUGGGCAAGUGCAUAAAUGCUCUGGCCGAGAAUAAUUCACACGUUCCAGUUCGUGAUUCAAAACUGACAAGAUUGCUUCGGGAUUCCUUUGGAGGCACUGCAAGAACAUCAUUGCUUAUUACUAUCGGCCCAUCCCCUCGUCACCGAGGAGAGACUGCAAGCACGAUCAUGUUUGGACAAAGGGCCAUGAAGGUGGAGAAUAUGUUGAAACUGAAGGAGGAAUUUGAUUACAAAAGUUUGUCCAGGAGGCUAGAAAUUCAGCUCGAUAAGCUCAUUGCAGAAAAUGAGAGACAGCAGAAAGCUUUUAAAGAUGAAAUUGAGAGAAUCAGUGUGGAAGCACAGAAGCGAAUUUCUGAGGUUGAAACCAAGUAUGAAGAUGCACUGGAGGCAGAAAGAUUGAAGUAUCAGAAAGACUACAUGGAAUCAAUAAAAAAGCUUGAGGAGCAACUGGUCACGAACCAACAAAAGCUUAGCAAUGGAAAGAUUAACACUGCUGCCAAUGACACAUCUUCUCAUAUAAAUUCGAGAGAACCGGCUGCUUUGGCAUCUGCUCUCGAGGAAGUUGCUAAUCUGAAAAAAUUGCUGGGAAGAGAGGCUUCUCUCAAAAAGGCAGCAGAAGAGGAAAUCAACAACCUUAAAAGUCAAUUAUCCCAAUCAAAAUUAUUGGAGGCAUCAGCAAACAGUGAGAUUUUAAAGCUUCAGAAGAUGCUGGAAGAUGAAUCAAGGCAGAAAGAGAAAAUUGAAGGAGAUCUAGCAGCACUGCAAAGUCAAUUAUUGCAAUUAAGUUUUGAUGCUGACGAGACGAGAAGGAAUCUUGAUAGAGGUGGAGGAGUCAAUGGUCCUAGUGGCUUGGAGUCCCUCAUAUCACAGGCAAAGAAUCAACAGGUCAACGACCCAGGAAAUGGGGAGAAGGCUUCAAUGGCCAAACUGUUCGAACAGGUGGGGCUGCAUAAGAUCUUGUCAUUGCUAGAAGCAGAAGAUGCCGAUAUCAGAAUUCAUGCAGUGAAAGUGGUGGCUAAUUUGGCCGCUGAAGAUGAGUCAUUAGUACUAGGACACUCUCCCAUGUGGUGUACAGAGGCUAAUCAACAGAAGAUUGUGGAAGCUGGUGGACUUAAGUCCCUUCUAAUACUACUUAGAAGCUCGGAUGAUGAGACCGUCCACAGAGUUGCAGCUGGUGCAAUCGCUAAUCUUGCGAUGAACGAAACCAAUCAGGAGCUUAUAAUGGUUCAAGGGGGAAUCCGACUAUUAUCAAUGACGGCGGCAAAUGCCAAGGAUCCUCAAACUCUAAGAAUGAUUGCUGGAGCCAUUGCGAACCUCUGUGGCAAUGAUAAGUUGCAGACAAAACUUAGAGGUGAAGGCGGUAUCAAGGCAUUGGUAGGAAUGGUUCGGUGUGGACAUCCUGAUGUCCUUGCUCAAGUUGCUCGUGGGAUAGCAAAUUUUGCUAAGUGCGAGUCAAAAGCAUCUGUUCAAGGGAUGAAAAAGGGAAGAUCUCUUUUAAUUGAAGAUGGUGCUCUCUCGUGGAUUGUGCAGAACGCGAAUAACGAGGCCACCCCAAUUAGGCGCCAUAUCGAGCUUGCUCUCUGCCACCUUGCACAACAUGAAGCGAACGCUAGAGACAUGAUUGGUGGAGGUGCCCUGUGGGAACUGGUUCGAAUCUCACGGGACUGUUCCCGACAAGACAUAAGGACCCUUGCCUGCCAAACCAUAAGCUCCAGCCCUACCUUCCAAGCUGAACUGAGGCGUCUGAGGAUCGAAUACUGAAUGGUAAACAACUAAUGGAAGCAUGCAUGCAGAGAUGAAACGCAGUUUGAUGAGUUAUGGGGCAUCUGCUUUCCUAGCUCCAACUAAGUCGGGUCACAAGGACUGCUCUUCCUCCACAUGCAAAUGACUUGCUUUGAAUUGAGCUGCAGAUUUGGUCCUGCAAAGUUGGUUUAUUAUGUAGGAUCAGCAUUACGUGUAAUUAGCUAGGGCAUGAUUAUGUUUUUAAGCUGUUUGAAUGUCAUUUUGCGUUGUUCCCGUUCCCGAUUAAAAUUUUGGGAAUGUGUAUAUUACUGUGAAGCGAAUAGGAAGGAAUAGCUGUGGUAUUGGUGUAUGUAGAAAAUAAUUUUCGAGAUAGUUCAAAUUAGUUAUGCAGCAGAGAACUCAUCAUCCCC